UUCAGCCUUUGGACAAAUUCACCGAGGCGAUGAGUGACAAGGACUUCGUCGCGGACAGCCCCUAUCGCGUCGGCGACCUGUACUGGAAGAAGGACAACGAAGCGUCAGAUGACUGGGGGCUGGUCAAGCUCACGAGCGCCGACGUCGAAGCGUGCGUCGGCAUGGUUGCCCUCAUUGAAGAACGCACUGGAAGCCGCCUGCCAAAUCAAACGGAGCCCGUGCAACUCCACGCGGCAACGCUGUGCCCAGCCAACCCAUUGUUCACAACUUGUGCGGACAUGACGUCGCUGCGCUACCUCCACGAAGCUGCCCUGCUGAAAAACCUGUACGACCGAUGGAUCGCAUCGGAUCGACAGCCAUACACGUCCAUGUCGAACGUGUUGAUCGCCGUGAAUCCGCUGCGGUACCUCAAAAAGGUGGAGAAAGCAGUGUUCGUGUCGCAGUCCCUGGACAAGUCGCCACCGCAUCCGUACAACGUCGCCGAGGUGAACCAUCAUCCACAGCAUACUUGAAACCUCCCCGUGUUGACUUCGCUCGUAGAACGCGUAUCGCCAGCUCCGCACCGUGAAACAAAACCAAUCGAUCAUCAUCAGCGGCGAAAGCGGCUCGGGCAAGACGGAAACGUCUAAGAUCAUCUUGGAUUUCUUGACGGAGCGGUCCCAGUUCACCGGUGGCCGCGCGUUGCUGUCGUCCACACUACGGACAUCUCGAUCCAACCAGGAUGACGAAGACUACGACGACGAAGAAGGCCGACCGCACCCGGGCUUGGCGCACAGUCUAGGCGACCGGCUCAUGAAGACCAUUCCAAUCUUGGAGUCGUUCGGAAAUGCCAAAACCCAUCGCAACCACAACUCGAGCCGGUUUGGCAAGUACAUGCGGCUGCAGUUCUCCCCAGAUGUCGACCUAUCGAGCACGGCGCUGCACUUGACGGGCGCGUCCAUCGACACGUACUUGCUUGAGACGUCUCGGGUCGUGCAUCCCCCCACGGGCGAGCGCAACUUUCACGUGUUUUACGAGCUGCUUCGAAGCGGCGACGCCAAACUGUUGAAUGAUUUGAAGCUCAUUCCAAACCCAUAUAUGCCCAAGGACCCGCGCCUGUCCAACUGCGACGCGUGGCUCGACAUGUACCACUACCUGAACCGAUCCGGGUGCACACACAGCGAGUUCUUGAACGACCGCGCGAACUUUCAAAAGUUAAAAGACGCGCUCGUGUUUGCCGGGAUUGACGCCGUGCAAUUGCUCCAGAUUGUGGCAGGCGUGCUCCAUUUAGGCAACGUAACAUUCCAUGAAGAAGACACGGCCGAAGGCUUGACAGCGGCGAUCCAUCGGGAAGGCGACGCUCCCAACGCAUCCAUCGACGUCGUGGCCGACUUGCUCGGCAUAAAAGCCGACGACUUGAUCGAUGCCCUGCUCAAGAAGAAGAUUGAGCGGACAAAAGGGUCAUUCCAACGACGGGGGUCAGUGUACUUUGUAGGAAAAACCAAGCAACAAGCAGCGUAUUCGCGGGACACGGUGGCCAAGAUGAUCUACAACCAGGUAUUUUCGGCACUGAUGGUGCAAUGUGCCGAUAUCUUGGAGUACAACGCUGCCCUCCAAGACGAGCUAGCGUACAUUGGCGUGCUCGACAUCUUUGGGUUUGAAGACUUUCACCCGAAAAAUCAAAACUCGUUUGAGCAGCUGCUCAUUAACUAUGCCAACGAAGCACUCCAGAGCAUGUUCAACCUGUGCAUUCUCAAAGCCGAGCAGGAACUGUACCAAGCCGAAAACAUCUGGGCCCCGCAGAACGCCUCCCUCUUGUUCCCAUUUGCGCCACGUCCCGUAGAUGGCCUCGAUGGAGCCUUCAAUAUAGCACACGCUCCCAAUGACAAGACCAUCACAUACGACGACAACCGACAGUGUUUAACACUAAUUGCCGACCGCCGCGACGGCAUCCUAUCGAUUCUGAAUAUGGCCGGUCGAUUGGUUGGCCAGUCGGAUCGAAAAUUCAACGAGAAGCUUCAUGUGGCGUUUAAAAAGCAUCCCUGCUUUGUGGUGCCACAUCCACGCGAUGCCCCGUACAUGUUUUGCAUCAAACACUACGCCGGUGUCGUGCGCUACCACAUUGACGGGUUCAUCGACAAGAACAACAACGUGGCGUCGCCUCAGUUCCACGAGCUGAUUGCGGGCUCGACGCGGUCGCUGCUCAACAUGUCAUGCAUGUCCAAGACGCCCCCUGGCAGCGUCUCGGAGAUGUUUACCCACCAGAUGAAAGGCCUGGUCGUGGAAUUGGACUCAACUCGGAGCAACUUUAUCCGGUGCAUCAAGCCGAAUGCGGCCAUGGACGCUCGGGUGUUUGAUCGCCGCAGCGUCCUCGACCAACUCCGCUGCUCGGGGACGAUCCAGGCGUGUAAAGUGCUCCAAGUGGGUCUUCCCACAAGGGUCUCGUACGAGGAGCUCGUGUUCAUUUACUCCGACUUGUUGGGCGCAUCGUUCAUGGAGAGAUUCCACGGCCGCGAUCGGCUGUUUACGCAGGCGCUGUGCCACGUCCUGGACUUCCCGUCCGAUGCGUUUCGGCUAGGGGACACGCGGCUGUUCUUCAAGACAGGGAAAAUUCACUUGCUGGACACGGUGCUAGCAGUUACAACCCCCUGUCCCCCCGCGACCCUCCAAGCCCGAUUAAUUUCAUAUUUGGCCAAAUCGCGGUGGAUCUCGGCCGUGACCAAGACAGUCGUGCUGCGGGCAUGCGACGAACUCUUCUGGAGCUGCCGCCAAGGCCGGUGUGUGGUCGUGCUGCAGUGCUGGUUCCGCCAACAUCUGGCUAAACGUGUCGUCGCCAAGCGUCGAACGACCGUCCGUCUCUCCCGCAAGUGGAACCUCCUGCUGCAAAAAACUCAAGUGCGCGCGGCGUUCGACCGAAGCGUCCAGGACAAACUCGAGUUGCUAAGCGUGUUGCUGCGCCACCAGACCCUCCCGCCCCACGCCAAGUGGCUCUUGACGUGGCUCGGCCCCAUGCAGCGUGCCAUGUACGUGCGGAAGCUCGGCCGCGCGGCUUGCAUGGCGUAUCUGGCCAAGCGUGCGUUUAUGGCGUUGCUGGAUAAAGUUCGUCGCGAACGAGCGGCGGUGCGGCUGCAAACCCAGUUUCGACGGGUGUUGGCCGUGUCACGUUUCCAAAACUUGGUCAACCGGCAUCGCGCGUUGGCGCGCUGGAGUCGCAUCCGUUUGGCCAUGAAAGUAAACAUGUGCGUGCUGGCCAUGUAUCGUCGGGCGCAUGUGAUAGGGUUGGAGCGCGAUGUCGCGCGGCUGACGCUCGAAGCUAACGAGUUUGAUCUUGUCAAGGCAUGUCUUGUUGAAAAAGUGACUUCGCUCGAAUCGUUGGUGUCGUCGUGGCCGCUCAAACAAGCUGCGUUCGACGUAACUUGCUCCGACUUUGCCAUGCAAGUGACCGCGCUGACGUCGGAAGUGGCGGCAAAAGACGCGGAAGUGAUCGACAUGGGCCGUCGCUUCGAGAUCGUGCAAGCUCAACUGGACAGGUCCGUGGAUGCACAACACGAGCUAGACAAACAUGUCCACCGAUUGCAAGAUGAAAACACGACAUGGAUGCAGCGUUCGACGGCGUUGGAGCUGCAGGUGGCUGAUCUCAACAACAUGCUGGCGCUGUCCAAGGCUCGCUAUGCGACGCUCGUGGUGGAAACCGACGCCCGAAGGGACUCAUUUGCCACGCAAGUGGACGCCGUUGAAACCAAAAUGAACGAUAUCAAGCACGACGUGCGCUUGAAGGCGGCGCAAAUUUCAGAACUGGAAGAGUACAACGCAGAGCUCAAACACGAACACGAAUCCGUGGUGACUCAAUUGGAGGACUUGGAGCAGCUGCACGAGCGAGAGAUGGCCACGCAAAGGCGGCAGGUGACGGCACUGACGUCGGACGUGGACGAGUUGCGGCUGCGCCUGGCCGCCGCGACCGAAGAAAUCGAGCGCAGGAUCAUGGGUGCCGUGGAGCUAGACACGAUUCGACAUGGGCUUGAAGAGGACAUAUCCACACUUGCAGACCAACGGAAUGCUAUGGCAAAUGUGAAUGCAGCUUUGAACGGAGAUGUGACGCGUCUGAAAGCGUGCGUGGCAAGUGCCCAAAAUGACAUUGCAUCCUUCGAACGAAAGCACAAGCAGUUGCAAUUGGACCUGGACGACGCUACCGCCACCAUCGACUACCAGUCGAUCCAACUUGCAGAAGUUGAAGGUAUCAAGGCCCAAUACAAAGCCAAAGACGCGGAACUCAAGGCUCAAAGUGACUUGCAAGUGGCCAGCUUGACGACCCACCUACACCAAGUGCAAGCACAACUGUCGCAAGCGUUGGCAGCGGUGGCGCUCCACGAGAAGUCCGCCUUGGAGUUCGAACGCUUCAAGGAGCAGUCGGCCGUGGACCAUAUCACGCUGAAACAAAACGUGAUCAACAUGACAAACUACGUGGGUGACUGCAAGCGCAAAGAGGUGGCGCUGGACGCUGCUUUGACUGACCGCGACGCCCAAAUCCAAGAGCUGACUCGGCAGCAUCAACUUGACGAGCUGCGUGUUAAGGAAUUGAUGGGGGCGUUGGAAACGACUCAGCAUGCGCUCAAAACGAAAGCCGCCGCCGUCGAGGAGCUGGAAGAGUUGCGGCGCCAACUUAUGCAAGUGCAUACUUCCCUCACGGAAGAACUAAAUGCGAUCAAGCACGACCAGACGAUUUCAAAGCAAGUCGAGGCAGACUUGGAUGGCCAGUUGGCAGAGUCGAGUCAUCGGGUGGUUGAGCUAUGCGCGCAGCUCCAGCAUAUGCAACUUCGAUUCGACCAAGUGCAAGAUCACAUUGCCGUCAAGGACGUAGUCGUGUUGGCCGAAGAAACGAUCAAGUUGCAACUGCAGGUGGACAACGACGUCCUAACUCAAAAAGUCGACGCGUCCAAGCUGGCGAUCUCACAAGUCCGAGCCAACGAACUCGCCUUGACCAGUCAGCUCAGCGCCCAAACCAUUGAAAUGCAAGCGCUGGCCUGUCGGCUGGAGACCUCCGAAGCGGCCUGUAAGGACGCCACGUGGCAAAUUGAAUUCCUGCAAUCCAAGAUCGACGACGCUCAAGCGACGGCGGCGGCGUUGGCCGAGACGAAAGCGCAGCUUCAAGCCCGUGUCGUUGUAUUCGAGAAAGCAAACCCGCCAGAGUCGACUGAGCCGAGUUCUGUCGACACCCCAUGGAUUUCAAACUCGCACGACCACAUCACGACGUUAACGGCAGAGCUAUUAACUAUCCAGCACCAGCUCAGUCAAGCCAAGAACCAAGCGGACACGACGACAGCAAAUGCUCCCGAACUGGAAGCACUCCAACACCAAAUGACGCUCAAUACGUUGACACUCACAGAGAAGAUGGCAACGUUGGUCCAAGCAUCAGGAGAGGCCAAACAGCGACAGACGCAGCUCGAAGCGCAAGUGGCCGACGGGUUGCGCCAGGUGCAAGUACUCACAAGUCAACUCGAACACGCCCACGACAAGUGGCGCCAAGCUGAAAACCAACUGGCAGCUACACUGGCAAACGAACGCAACGCCCCGGCCAGCGACGUGAGUGACCAGUUCCCACGUUCACCGUCACAGGUUCACUUGGAAGGACAGUCGUCGUCGGUGGUUCCGCUCAUAUCCGACUUGGAGGUGGCGCAUGCAGAGGUCGCACCAUCCAACGACUUGAUUGCCUCCACGCAGCAACGCGAAGACGAGCUAGACGGCCGACUCGCCGCCUGCACGGACCAUGUUUAUGCCCAGGAAGCCCAUCUAUCCCAUCCAAUGGCCACAUUUGACACUGCAGAAACAAGCAAGCCGACCGCGGACGCCAAGGACGAGCAGUUGUCGGACCUGGCGAAAUCACGAACCAUUCCCAACGAAGAGCAAUCCACGUUCAACUUGGACGAUCAAUCGGAGGUGGAGGAAUCUCCAUUGACGUCCACGACGGUCGUGACCAUCGCAUCCCCCAGGGGGGUUCAAACAAAUACAGGGUUUCGUACGACCGACGCAUCAGUAUCGCAGAUCGCUCGACACAAGCAGGUCCAAGUCAACUUGAACAAGGAGAAUCGAGUGGCGGCCUUGGAAGCCCGGCUCAAGGUGCUGGAACUGCAACAUGAGCUCAACCAAACCGAGACCUCCCGCGCCCACGAGUGCAUUGCGAAUUUGAAAUCCACGAUUGAGGACAAGGACCAUAUCAUUGUCGAGCUACGAAGUCGACUCGCCAUGGACGAACUGAAUGACGGCGGGCAGGUCGCCGUGGGGACGCAGGGAGGAGAGGCCGAGUCCCCAACGUCCAUGUUUGCUCGCCCCACUAGUGGCGAACAUUUUCACGCAGCGUGUUAUCAACUGGAAAUGGAAGCCAGGCGACAGCAGCAACUCAAUCGGAGGCUGCGCAAAGUAGUGCUGCAAACUCGCUGGUAAAGCGGCCAAUUGUAAUACAUGGGCCAUGAAUGAUACAUGGACUUAGGGGCGGAGUGCCCGCAUUCGAACCGGACGAGCUUCGUAUCAGUCAAGCGUUUACCAGCUUCGACGUCUUUGGCAGCAACGACUUGGAGUUUACGACUGUUGCUUGAGGUCAUGAAAGUGUAAAUCACAGUGGAAAGAGGAUCUAGCUACACGUAUAUAAGUACACAGUUUGGAAUCGAUUGUAUGUUGUAUUGUGC
This is a messenger RNA of Aphanomyces astaci, 6659 nucleotides long. RefSeq lists its product as hypothetical. Bases 793 to 6417 code for a protein of 1874 amino acids. The record is from RefSeq and is a predicted model, not a curated record. Gene Ontology annotation, cellular component: cytoplasm; myosin complex; vesicle. NCBI's taxonomy places the organism in Eukaryota, Oomycota, Saprolegniomycetes, Saprolegniales, Verrucalvaceae. Gene Ontology annotation, molecular function: actin filament binding; microfilament motor activity; ATP binding. Gene Ontology annotation, biological process: vesicle transport along actin filament; actin filament organization. The transcript has 18 exons.